UAACCUCGAAAAUGAAUCACUCCUAAGAAAUACGAUAACGAGGCGAUAACAGUGAGCAGAAUCAGUUCAUCACUAACCAAUAUAAAUUACGCCAAAGGAAAACGAUAACGAGGUGCAAAUUCUCCCAGCAAAAUGAGCAGGACGCUUUCACUGACCCUUCUGCUUCUGCUGACAGGUUGUGCAUAUCUUAUCAAUGCUGCUCCUUUGGGAGUGGAGUUGCGUUGCAAGUGCGACGAGACGGUUUCAAACUUUAUCCAUCCAAAACAAAUCGCUAACCUAAACGUAACACCAGAAGGACCACACUGCAGUAACAUGGAAGUGAUUGCCACUUUAAAAAAUGGGAAUGAGAUUUGUUUAAAUCCUGAAACCAAAUGGGUGAAGAGAGUUAUAAGACUUUUUCACAGUGCCAAAGAGUAACAAUGAGAAAGAUCGUCAUCCCCUUGAGGACAUAACAAUUCCCUGUGAAAUGUCACAGUUUAACAAAUGUGAAGUCAACUGAAUCAAUAAGAAUAAAUGUGAGUUAGUCUCA
This is a messenger RNA of Acipenser ruthenus (sterlet), 529 nucleotides long. Its product is annotated as interleukin-8-like. Gene Ontology annotation, biological process: chemokine-mediated signaling pathway; inflammatory response; antimicrobial humoral immune response mediated by antimicrobial peptide. Gene Ontology annotation, molecular function: CXCR chemokine receptor binding; chemokine activity. Gene Ontology annotation, cellular component: extracellular region. The transcript is spliced from 4 exons. Lineage: Eukaryota; Metazoa; Chordata; Actinopteri; Acipenseriformes; Acipenseridae. Bases 133 to 417 code for a protein of 94 amino acids. The record is from RefSeq and is a predicted model, not a curated record.